This is a messenger RNA of Cephus cinctus (wheat stem sawfly), 5156 nucleotides long. RefSeq names its product adenylate cyclase type 2 (gene ACXD). The record is from RefSeq and is a predicted model, not a curated record. Lineage: Eukaryota; Metazoa; Arthropoda; Insecta; Hymenoptera; Cephidae. The transcript has 18 exons. Gene Ontology annotation, biological process: adenylate cyclase-activating G protein-coupled receptor signaling pathway; cAMP biosynthetic process; intracellular signal transduction. Gene Ontology annotation, molecular function: adenylate cyclase activity. The coding region runs from base 1 to 3453 and encodes 1150 amino acids.
AUGGAUGAACUAAUGACAAGAACCUCAUUGACUUCUCUCCAUAAAUCAGGAGACGAUCGAGUUAUUUCUCCAAAUAGUUUAGACGAGUGGACAUGGAGCAGUUUGAGAAAACAGUUCAAGUACAAGAGCCUAGAGAAGCUAUAUUCGAUUUAUCAAAGAAGACUGCAAAAUGGUUAUCUGUCGCUGUUCGUCCUUCUACGAGUGGUGCUUGGCGUCACCCACUGCACAAUAUUAAUCAAAAUGGGUAGCUUGAAAGAUUCUUUACCGGACUUGGUGACGUACAGUGUCCUGGGUGCUUUACUUCUCCCUGUAAUAGCUCUGUCAUUUCGACCAAAACUCAUCGCCAAAAAAUCCUACGUUCCAGUACUCCUGUCCUGCAUAAUCGUGGCACUUCUUGUCACAGGCGACCUGGCUGUUCCGUUAUAUUACACUGUUGCGUACUCCAGCAGCAUUCCAGCGAUAAGACCGGCCUAUGUAACUCACACGCUUCUGGCAUGUUAUAUCUUCUUGCCGCUUGCGGAAAAUCUACACGCUUUUAUACUCGGCACUACAGCGACUUUAUGCUACCUCGCCAGUUUAUAUCUGAUAACAUACAGGAACAUGCCCAAUGCAGUGAGCAGGAUCAUUGCUGAUGCGAUUUAUCUCGCGUGCGUUAAUGGCCUUGGACUCUACUUUAGAUUUAUGAAUGAAGUUGUAAUAAGACGAUCCUUUUUGGACAGACGCAAGUGUGUCGAGUCUACUCUUAGGUUGAACUAUGAAAAGGAUCAAGAGGAGCAACUUACGAGAAGCAUCUUACCGCAGCAUUUUGCUGUCAAGAUUAAGAAGGAAUUUCGGAAUAUCUUCAAGUUCAUUGAGGAACACAAAAAAGCGCCUCCUAAAGGACAACUUUAUAACGAUCUUUACGUGGAGACUCAUGAUAACGUCAGUAUUUUAUAUGCUGACGUUGUUAAUUUCUCGGGAUUAACCGUUGCUUUAUCAGUCACUAAACUGGUUGAGACCUUAAAUGAUCUAUUUGGGAGUUUCGACGAGGCUUCGGAAAAACACAAUGUUCUCAGGAUCAAGUUCUUAGGAGACUGUUAUUAUUGCGUUAGCGGCGUGCCAACACCGAAUUCUCAGCAUGCAAAGAGCUGCGUUGAUCUCGGAUUGGACAUGAUAUAUAUAAUUAACGAAGUGAGGUCAAGGGUACGCCAGGAAAGUGGAGAAGAUGUUAAUAUGAGAAUAGGCGUUCAUUCCGGCACAAUAAUAUCCGGUAUACUGGGCGUUAACAAGUGGCAAUAUGAUGUUUGGUCACGGGACGUAGUGAUAGCCAAUAAAAUGGAACAAACUGGUCAACCUGGUAUGGUUCACAUAACGCAACAAACGUUGGACCUUUUGAAUGCUGAUCAAUAUCAUCUGCAACCGGUAGCUAAUCUGGAAGAUGAAACCUUAAACAAAUACUGUAUCAGGAGCUACCUAAUAGCACCUGAACCACCAGUCCCCCCGCCACUCCCGCAGGUGCGUAUCGAACCUACUGAAUCCUCCUCUUCGUUCACCUCUGUAGCUCUUCAAGUCGUUGACAGGCGAACCUUGUUGCAGAACAGCGAGGACCACUUCAAGGUCACGGUUCCUGACUCGCCACCACCUCCUAAUAGACAUUACGUUAGAUGGGCUGGGAUGAGAUCAAGUACUACCAGUACAGGAGUUUCCUCAAAGAGUAAUAGGAGACUCACUUCAUCAGUGGGUAAUCAUGCCGACGUGUACGCGGGUACCUACAGACGACGUACGCACUUCAUGGACUCCUGUCUUCGUGAUUACCAUCUCAUGCUUAAGGCAGCUGAUGCUGAAAUGGAGAAUGCCAUCAAGCAAAUGCCUCUCAGCAAGUGGGAACAGUGGUGCGCAUGGGAACAUAUCAAUCCUAUCUGUCUGACUUUCCGCAAGUGGAAAUGGGAAAUACCAUUUGUACGAGAACCAGAUCCACUCUUCAAAUUCUACAUAGGCUGUGCUGCUCUGGUUUUGCUAUGCAUGGGACUGAUUUUCCUUGUGCCGUCAAUAACGUUUUCACAGUUCCACUUGAGCACUACUGUUGGUUACUCGGCAGCCAUGAUCUUUUUGGUCGCAUUGAUGCCACUUACUUGGAUGCACUUUAUUUGGAAUCGCUAUAAGGAUCCUCAUGAUGAACACGAAGGUCAUGUGCCUCAACCUCGUAACAAGCUUUUACAUUUUAUGUAUCAAACUAGUGUGAAGGUAGUCUGGAGUGCACUUCUCAGGACUAGUCUUUAUUUGGCUAUUACUAUCAUGCUAGCUGCUUGCGCCAUGUUGGAUAUGCUGUUUGAGUGUAAGAAUACAAAUAGGCUGGCGAACAACAAUGUAACCUCGAGUAUUGCUGCGGUCGGUGCUGCUGAAAUUGACUGUCUUUCUACGCCCUGGCAAAUGACCGAAACCUGUUCCUUGGCUAUUCUUACCAGUUUCUUAUUUCUAAGGAUUCACUUCAUCUUGAAGCUAAUAAUAGGUUGCUCCAUAGUGGUGUUUUAUACGUGGAACGUCUGGCUAUAUCGUUCAGUCGUAUUUCAGUCGGACGAUACAUGGAAUCCUUACAUGGAACCAAGAAUGGCUCAUAUUCUAAGCGUUGCUUUUCUAACGUUCUCUCUCCAUCUCAUCGACCGUCAGGCAGAGUACAUGAGCAGAUUAGACUACCAGUGGAAGAGGCAACUAACAAAAGAACAGGACGAGGCAUUUCAUACAAGGAACGCGAACAAGCUUCUACUGCGAAAUAUCUUACCUGAACAUGUUGCCGAGUUUUACCUUAACAUGACCAGAUCAGAGGAGAAUGAACUAUUCCAUGAAGCGUACGACACCGUGGCCGUCAUGUUUGCUUCUUUGACGGAUCUGUCCAUAGACGAAAAUACGAUGCUAGUAGUUCUCAAUAAAAUCAUUUGCGAAUUCGAUAGACUCCUUUUCAAUCAAAAAUUUGCAACUCGCGUAGAAAAAAUUAAAAUUGCAGGCACAACAUACAUGGCAGCCUGCGGUUUGGAUGCCAGUAGAAGAGAUUCUGCACAUAGUAGCGAGACUAGUUCAAAUACUGAUGAACAUGUUGUGAAAGUCAUGGCGGAUUUUGCUGUCCACAUGAUGGCGGUACUUGACAAAAUGUAUUUGCCCACUGAUAGACCCUACAAGUUGAGGAUAGGAAUAUCCCACGGUGAGGUUACCGCUGGUGUGGUUGGCGCUCAAAAGCCUCUAUAUGAUAUUUGGGGCGAUGCCGUGAACAUGGCAUCCAGAAUGGAUACUACUGGCGUUCCUGGUAAGAUACAGGUAACGAAAAGAACAGCUGCAGUCCUCGAGCAACAUGGAGUCAAAUGUCAUCUACGUGGGGAAACGUACGUGAAACCUAAAGGUCUAGUCACUACAUACUUUGUGGGUGUCGAGGGAAACAGGAAACUCGAGAGAAUUACAUCCGUGGAGGAGACUAAUCUUUGAUGAGACUUCUAUAGGAACCUUCAUAUCGACUCUUUUAAGCUACCUACCUUCCUAGGCGUUCUACUCAAAUUUGAGAAAGAAUGCAUCGGUAAUGGGUCCAAGGAAUUAUGAAGCCAAAGAGAUCAAAGAGACCAAAGAGACAAAUGAUAAGAAAUAUCAAUUGUAUAUCUAGUACUUCCUUUAUUUUUUUAACUCUUUUAAUGCAAUCAACUGAAUGCCUCCAGCAACCUGUGGAUUCGAUAAUGACAGUCCAAGUUUACAAAUGUUAACCAUAUAUCAAUUUAUAUAGUAUACUCGCACAUACGUAUGCGCCAUACGCAGCAAAUGAGAAUACGGAUUUAAAUAAUUAGCUGAUAAUCGAAAAUAUAAAUGAUUCCAUUUUAAAGUAGAUACCAUACAUGAUUUGAUUCUUCUAUAUCUGCAUGUUCUUAGGUAUCAACAUCGCGUUGAUUUCUACGUCAUUUUCAUCAUGGAAACGGUAAACGAAUCCAUUCGAUAACUUAUACAUUCUUUUUCCCUUUUAAGUUGAACAUGACAUUCUUUAAGUAUGAUGAGAAUUGUAUCAAAACAAUGUGAUAAGUUACGAUAGACCAUAGCAUCUGAAAAAGAAACAUUAUAUAGUUAUCGUACAAAUUGCCGAUUCUUCAAAGUGAAUUUGAAUAAUUUUGGAAGCUCAACAGAGGAUUUGAAUCAUUAAGAUAUUUAUGUGAACGAUCUUUCAUGCGCCAUUACCAUUAAGAGUGUCUAUGUAUAUUGGAAUAUGUAACGGCGACUUUAUUUUUCUAUGUAUCGCGCGCGCCAUCAUAUAGCUGAUCUCUAUUGGUCCGUGUGAUAGCGACUUUAUCUGUAAAUAAUUCUGUACAUAGUCUUACGUUAGGAUCAUACGACCAAAAGGCGUGUUUGAAACUUUUGAAUAAAAUAUUUAUUGCAGCGUACCAAAAGUAAAUUAAAUUCUAUAGAUAAAUAUACUUAUUAAGGAUGGUUGGAAACGCCUAAAAUCAAAGAAUCCUACAACAAAUACUUUACUGGCUCCGCAGUAAUUUCGAUGAGAGAUAAUCGAAAAUUAUUAAUCUUUUCAUGCCUAUGAUUAUUCCUUGUAAACCUUACACUGGUUUACUGUAUCUUAAAAUUCAUGAAAUUUCAAUCUCUUUCCUUGAGUUCAGAAGUGGAUCUACCGAAUGACCCUAAAACAUUAUUUAAUUAUGAGAUGAUCCAUAUAUUGAUCUUUAUAUAAAUCUCACAUCAGUAAACAGGUUUCCAAUAUUUACAUAGAUAACCUAUAUAACAUCCUAGAAAUUCUGUAGUUGAGAUGUAACUAUUGCAAGAUUUGUUUGCUCCUUUACUAUAAUAUAUUACUUAUCGAUUCAUAGAUUAAAUGUAUUACGUUCAAGUAAAUAAGUACAACAAAUAUAUUGAACAUAGAAGUCCGUAACAAGAUGUAAUAUAUUUACAUCAUUUGGCUAAGAAUGCAUGAGAAUAUGUAAAUGUUCAUAACGCACAUAAUGACAUUAAUAAAAUAAUCUAGAGCCAGCAUAAUAACAUAACUAUAACUCAGCUAAAUAGUAGCAGAUAAUAGGAGUGAAUAAAAUGUAAGCAUUUAAACGAAUAAACCAUUAUUGUAUUAUCAAAACAUUCCUAUGCAAGUGUAAGUUAAGAAGGGCAAACAAAUAAUCAUGAUUAAUAAAUAAAUUUUAUUUAUUGUA